This is a messenger RNA of Neltuma alba, 2074 nucleotides long. Its product is annotated as E3 ubiquitin protein ligase DRIP2. NCBI's taxonomy places the organism in Eukaryota, Viridiplantae, Streptophyta, Magnoliopsida, Fabales, Fabaceae. The transcript is spliced from 8 exons. The record is from RefSeq and is a predicted model, not a curated record. Gene Ontology annotation, molecular function: ubiquitin-protein transferase activity. The coding region runs from base 312 to 1643 and encodes 443 amino acids.
GCGUCUUUAAAUACUUGUUUGAAAACUUCGUAAGGAAAAAGGAAAACACACUCCCGAUUCAUGCUCUUUUGGACGAAACGAAGACGCCCCCCCUCGAUUCAGAUCAUCGAAAACUCCCUCCUUCCAAAUCCGCUAAACCCCACGUCAAAUCUCCACAAAUCAAGCGCACCCACUUUACAAGAACUCCCCAAAAUUCUCAAGCACCUUUCUUUAGCUAUCCUCACCGAUCUGUUGUUUAAUGCAAGUGAUUAUAACGAGAUGGACGUAAAUUUGGGCUGUGUACGCGCUUACCAUUAGCAUGCACUGGGUGGAUGAUACGUAGACGAGAGGGGACUGAUUGGGCUGAUAACAAAACGAUGGCGAAUCAGGUGGUAAAAGUGAAGAGGGAAACUUUUGUAGCAUGCAUGACUUGCCCACUCUGCAACAAGUUGUUCAGAGACGCCACCACCAUAUCUGAAUGUCUUCAUACGUUUUGCAGGAAAUGCAUCUAUGAUAAAAUUGCAGAUGAGGAAUUAGAACAUUGUCCAAUCUGCAACAUUGAUCUGGGUUGCGUCCCCCUUGAGAAAUUAAGGCCAGACCACAAUUUACAAGAUUUAAGAGCUAAAAUUUUCCCCUUGAAGAGAAGAAAGGAAAAAACACCUGAGGCUGUUCCCUCUAUAACAAUACCAGCCAGAAGAAAGGAGAGAUCACUUUCAUCUUUGGUUGUCAGCACUCCCAGAGUAUCAACACAGGUAACCAUGACUGGGAGAAGAACAAAACCUACUAGAAAGGCCAGCGGUCUGCGAGCCCCUUGUUUUGCCAUUGAAAAGCCUGUAAAAAAGGAGGAAUCAGUAGAAGAUCAUACGGAGAGUUCAAGCUCGCCAGACACUUCAAACAAGUUUACUCAGAAUACCAGACAGAGUUUGUCCCCUCUUGAAUCUAACCCAUCCUUACGCACCAAAGAGGCAGAUAGUGGAGCUGAACCAUGGGAAACAAAAUUGGAUCUUUGGAAACCUUUGAAUUGUUUAGUAGAAGUGGCAAGUAGGAGUAAAUCUUUCAAGUCUAGUGUGCAGGGGUCUGAUGCUAAACUAGAACCUGUACAAAUAAAUGAAAAUGACUCUCAAGUGCCAAAAUCCAAAAAUAAAGAGAAUAAGCGCAAAGCAAAAGUUGAGAACGAAAAAGGCGACACUGAUCCUAUCUCUUUGAAUACAGCAAAGCCUAAUAAAUCACGCAAAGUUCGUCGUAAAAGGGAGCCUCUUUUCGGAGAACCAGGCAUAUCACCUCAAGCUGUUCUGGAUGCAAACAGUGCUACAUUCAAAAGGAGAACUGGUCCACUUUGGUUCGCCUUAGUAGCUUCUGAAGAUCAGGAAGGAGACGCACCCAUGCCCCAAAUUCCUGCAAGUUAUUUAAGAAUAAAGGAUGGAAGUUUACCUGUGUCAUUUAUCCAAAAAUACUUAAUGAAGAAGCUAGAGCUGAGCAGUGAAACGGAGGUUGAGAUUAAAUGCAUGGGGCAACCAGUGGUCCCUACGCUACAACUAUGUAGUUUGGUUGACUUGUGGCUGCAGACAGCAUCUACGACACAGCGAAUUCCCGCAACAAUUGGGUCCUCGGCCAAGGAUUUUGUAAUGGUUCUAGCAUAUACGCGCAAGUUUCCACACGUUUGAUCUGCUUCUCCCACUGUGUCUCCAUCUCUGUAUUUAAACUAAGCGCAUACAACUCUUCCUUGCCUCCAAAUAUGCUGUCGCCAAGUUGCCAAUAGCGGCACUGUUGUGGUGUAUACUAUAGGCACUAAAGUUAUGGACACAUUUUCUGUCUUAACAUAGCGUAGCAUGGUAUACCCGAACUCUGAUUUUUCAACAGUUUGGUUUCAUUUUUAUUCGCUCGCUAUUUCUUCCAACUAUUUGACGAUUGAACACUUGACAGCAAGCUAUAUUUCUUAGAUCUAUCCGCGUCAUAGAUACAGGAUCCAUACUUGACUGCAACAGAUGAUUUCUUGGAUUUUAAAGAAUUGUGUCGAGUAUGUUGUAAAGCAAGAUCUCCAAUUAUUACAGCUUCCAAGUUAUGCAUCUGUAAAGUGGUGAGGGUUCGUUCGUGA